ACCCAGGCAGGGAGGAUAUAAGCCAUGAGUCUGCUGAAGAGAACAGAACAGACUCUGCACCUCCAUCAUGUUGUGUUACUGGGGAGAAGCUGUAAAACCGGACGGGUUUGGUUUAGUGAAGGCUGACAGCGUGAAAUUCACCGACACUGGCAUUGCAUACCUGUCUCCCAAAUCCAGGAUCAGAGAUGUGUCUCCUGGGAAGAGUGUUGUGGGAUUUAUCCGCGGGGAUGGAAACGCAUCUGUCAUGAGACUGAGCACCACAGAGCAUGCCAAGUCUGGAAAACUGAAACUAUUAGACCAGAAGAAAAACAAAAACAAAAUCAGACUGAUUAUCUGUGGUGACGCUGAUGCUGUCCUUCUGGAAUAUGGAGGCAGAGUACUUUCUUUGGAGAAAUCAAAUUUUUGCAGGUCCAUCAAAGAGCUCAGCAAUAAAACUGUCAUUCAGGUUGCAUGUGGAGAUCAUCACUUCAUGGCACUGACAAACGACGGUCAGUUGUUCACAUGGGGUCAGAACUCGCACGGUCAGCUGGGUUUGGGGAAACAUGAGCCGAGCUCUCAGGCUCCUCAGCACCUCAAGACUCUGUGUGGGAUCCCAUUGGCUCAGAUCGGCGCUGGAGGAGACCACAGCUUCGCCCUGUCUCUCUCCGGAACCGUGUUCGGCUGGGGCAGGAACAGCGCUGGGCAGCUGGGCCUGGGUCAUACGAAAGACAUGUACGUUCCAACCUGUGUGAACAAUCUGAGCCAAAAGAAAACGAUUUCCAUCUCAUGUGGAGAGGAACACACCGCUACUUUGUCAAAGGGAGGAACAGUUUUCACGUUCGGAUCAGGUCGUUAUGGGCAGCUUGGCCAUAACUCAUUAAAAGAUGAACUUCAUCCUCGAGUAGUUACUGGGCUCUGGGGUUUAAACGUAUCCCAGAUCACAUGUGGGAGGAAUCACACUCUGGCUCUGGUUGAAUCAUCAAAAACAAUCUACUCAUUUGGAUGUGGAGAACAAGGACAACUGGGAAAUGGGCAGAGAACCAAUCAGUGUGUGCCACUUCCUGUCCAGCUGCCAUCAGAGGCAAAUAACAUCUGUACAGUUGAGAGCAUCACUGCUGGUGGGAAUCGGUCCUUUAUCUUGUGCUCUCCUCUGAACUCUGAUCGUAAUUUCGAGCCGAACCGAAGGAGGGGGAUUGUGACAUUAGGGGACAAAAUGAUUCACAGAUGGGUGUCUGAGUGUGAAUCAAAUAGUUGGAAGACAAUCAGAAAGGACAUAAAAACAGUUUUCUCAUCUCCAGCUUGUAUAAAUGGGAGCUUCAUUAUGAAAAGUUGUGAUGGACAUUUCCAAACAUCCACACACGUCUCUGGUUUGGAUUUGGAAUCGGUGAGAACUGCUUUUGAGCGGUUAGCCGAAAAGGAGAGGGUGUUGUUGGAGGUAGAGAAGGUGGUAGAGACAGAGCUUCUCCCCUCUCUGAGCUUCACUGCUGACGGUGUGGAGGCUCUGAGGCUUUUCCUCAUUCUGCCUGAACUCCUCCGAGUACUGAAGGAACAAAGACACGAGACAAAGCUCACUGCUUUGCUUGCUUCCGCCAUUUUAAAGCUGGAUCCCUCGGUGCUUAUGGUUUUAGAGAACUUCUGGUCUGAACUCCCUGAAACUUUCCUUAAAACAUCAGUGAAACUUUUUCAAACUUCGGCUACAGAAAUGCUAUCUAAGGUGACGUAUGACUACAGACAAAAAAAAGUCAUGGAUAGACCAUUAUGUGAAUCAGUGCAAGUCCUCCAGAUGCUCUACAAGGCUUCCUGCAGGAACCAGAGCAAAAUCACAGCUGGAGAUUUCAUCAUCUACGAGAUCAAUGAUCUCGUUGACAUGUUGCAUGCUGUUCAGAAGGGCAUAGAUAAUUUACGUAUGGGUUGGUUUUGGACUGGAGACCCAACUCUGAUGUUGGCAGAAGAACAACAACACCUACACACCUUAAAACUUCUGUGCUCAAGUCCUUGUAUCUUCACUCUGGAUGCUAAAUACAGCUAUCUACAGUACAGAGAAUGUGGGGGACCCUUUAGGAUGGAGUUAAGACGCACUGCACUUCUGGAGGACUGUUUCCAACAACUGAAGGCUGCAAGCGAGCAAGCGCUGAAGGGCUGGCUCCAGGUGGUGUACUGUGAAAACUUAGAAAAGAGUGAUGUCAAUAAGAGAGACUUCUUUCACAAAGCAUUUAAGAUGCUGCUGGACCCAGAAUCGAAAAUGUUCAUGUACAAUGACACACUGAUCUGGUUUCCUGCUGAGCUCAAUAUACCAGAGGAGAGAUACUUUCUUCUCGGACUCCUGUGUGGUCUGGCCUUUUACAACAAAAGUGUCGUGCCCAUGCCUUUUCCUUUAGCCUUGUUUAAAAAACUUCUCGACAUCAAACCUUCUCUGGAUGAUCUUGCUGAGCUGAGUCCUGUCAUAGCACAGAGUUUGCAGUACUUACUGGACUACAGUGAUGACGAUGUUGAAAACAUGUGCAUGACCUACACUAUUGCGUGGAAUAACAAGGAUGUUGAACUGGAUCCAUGUGAGCCUGGCAAAGCCGUGACAAGCUCAAACAAAAACGCGUUUGUGGAUGCGUAUGUGGAUUACGUGCUGAAUAAGUUGGUGGAUCGGGUGUUUAAUGAGUUUAAGACGGGAUUCUACAAAGUGUGUAACAGAAACAUGGUGAACUUCUUCCAGCCGGAGGAGCUCAGAAGAGUGAUGUUGGGCUCAGAGGAAUACGACUGGGAUAUUCUCAAAAAGAAUGCAGCUUAUGAAUUUGGAUUUCAUUCAGACCACCCUACGAUUGUCUUAUUCUGGGAAGUGUUUGAAGAACUGUCAAGCGAGGACAAGAAAGCCUUCCUCUUGUUCCUGACUGGGUUUGAUCGAGUUCCCGUUCUGGGUAUGGGCCAGGUGAAGAUGAAAGUGCGACCCCUGUUUAACUCCACACAGGAUCAUCUGCCCCAGGCCUUGACCUGCCAUACCAUACUGGAUCUCCCUGUGUACCAAACAAAAGAAAUACUCAAAACGAAGCUCAUCGAAGCCAUCCACCACAGGAGAGGAUUCUGGGCAAAUUAAAAUGAUAGUUUCUUAAAAUUCCUGUCUUAUUUAAUUUGUCAUUGUGCUGCCGUAUGAAAAUAUGGACUCUCAUGUUGGUUGUACUCUGCGGUAAGGUUCUAAAUGUUGGGAAAAUGAGGGAACUUUUAUUUAAACAGAUUAACCUAAGAAUCACAUGAGCCUUCACUGGCUGCACAGACUUGAGCUCAGGCUCGAACCAUGGACCCUGGAUAUGGAGUCUUAUUGAGCAAACAGGCUGGAUGUCAUUGCACCUUUUUUUUUUUUUGAGGUUAUUAUACGUUUACCUAAACCUAGCCUGAGUGUUUGAUUAAUGCCUUUCAGAAAGGCUGCUCUAGAUAAGUAAAGGAAUUUACAAGGAUUAAAAAACACAUUAUUCUGUAACUUAUGCCGUAUAUCUCACGGCAGACUAAACACUCUGAAUUCAUCGAUGACCAGUUAAGGUCUUUAUAAAAUGACAUGUAGCCUUUGUGAGUGUAAUUCAUAUUUAAAACUUAUUUAACAUUAUUUAAUAAGAAGAAUGUAAAGUAAAAGAAACUGCAAUGGAUGUUUCUAAUAAAACUGUUUUUCAGUAAAUGCAGUAAUUUAGUGUUUAAAAUGUAUAGAAAUGACAAGAAUGUUUGUCAUUAAUGUUUUUUUUUCCCAAACAGUGCAAAUAUUCUAACCAGAGAGUGAGGUGUUUUGCUGUUAUUGUUGUUGAUGAUGAUGAUGAUGAGGAGGAGGAGGAGGACACAUUGUAGGGCAACCUACAGCAUAUUAUACUAUAUAUACUGUAUGCUUUGUAGCUACACUUAAUAGCAGUUGAAUUCUGAUUUCUAUCUUUAAUAAAUAAUUUGA
This is a messenger RNA of Neoarius graeffei (lesser salmon catfish), 3898 nucleotides long. RefSeq names its product probable E3 ubiquitin-protein ligase HERC4. The transcript has 24 exons. Bases 68 to 3064 code for a protein of 998 amino acids. Gene Ontology annotation, molecular function: ubiquitin protein ligase activity. The record is from RefSeq and is a predicted model, not a curated record. Gene Ontology annotation, biological process: protein ubiquitination; ubiquitin-dependent protein catabolic process. Lineage: Eukaryota; Metazoa; Chordata; Actinopteri; Siluriformes; Ariidae.